This is a messenger RNA of Prorocentrum cordatum, 992 nucleotides long. The record is from the annotation of a GenBank genome assembly. NCBI's taxonomy places the organism in Eukaryota, Dinophyceae, Prorocentrales, Prorocentraceae.
CGCCCCCACCGCUGGACGGCGCCGACGACCCCGAGCAAGCCUUGGACUUCAGCUCCUUGGACGCCCUGACGCUCGUGCCUGCGCUCGCGAAGCUCGGCGACGACAAUUUCUUGCUUUGGGGCUUUGGGACAAGCCCAGCGGUCGGGUGCAUCGUGGCGUACGGGACCACAGUCAACGCCGAGUUCAUGAGCUCCUGCAUCCUCUGGAUCGCCGACGGGACGUUUCGGAUGGCGCAGGGGCCGUUCUCGCAAGUGUGCGCGACCCGCGCCUUCAGCAACGGCUUCGCCGUCCCGUGCAUCUUCUUCUUGUUGCCAGGUAAGAGCGGCACGGCGCACAGGCGCAUGCGGGACAAGGUCUGCGAGUUCAUCCCAGAGGGCGCGGCGGACAAGACCUUGCUCGUCGACUUCGAGGAGGCGUCCUACCAGACAGCGCUCCAUUAUCUCGAAGACAUUAACGUGGGCGGCCGUUGGUUACACUUCGCAGCUGCUUUCUGGAAGCGAGUGCAGAAGCUCGGGCUUGCUACCGUGUGCCGCGAGAUCAAGGCGUUCCGCCUGCGCGUGAAGAAGCUCCGAUGCUUGGCCUUCCUGCCGCUGGAGGACGUCAUCGCUGCCUUCGAAGUGCUCGCCCACGAGUUCGAGAACGGGGGGGCGCAGAUCCUGGAGCACUUCGAGGAGACGUGGAUCGGCAAAAAGCCCCGCCGCGGAACUCGCAAAGAGCCACCCUUUCCCAUGGGUCUCUGGAAUGUGCACCAGAGGGCAUCAGCAGGAAUGUUCUUGACAAACAAAAUGGCCGAGCUGUUCCACCGCUUCCACGCCGAUCACUUCGUCGAGAAUAGGGAGCUUGCGGAGCUCGCGAUGGGCGCUCGCGAGAAGCGCGCCCCGGAGACUACGCAGCGCAUUGCUUAUCAUAAUGAGUUGAUCCAGAGGUACCACCAGGACAAGCGCGUCGAGGAUGAUUUCCUGAUGAACAUGGCACACCCGUACUUGAAGCAG